Molecule: messenger RNA, 523 nt
Organism: Coprinopsis cinerea okayama7#130
Lineage: Eukaryota; Fungi; Basidiomycota; Agaricomycetes; Agaricales; Psathyrellaceae
Product: 60S acidic ribosomal protein P2
Exons: 6
Coding region: 1-453 (150 amino acids)
Biological process (GO): cytoplasmic translational elongation
Cellular component (GO): ribosome; cytosolic large ribosomal subunit
Molecular function (GO): structural constituent of ribosome
Source: RefSeq, a predicted model, not a curated record
AUGGCUCGGCGCAGAGAGGACAUCUCGACGAUGAGCAAGGUGUCAAAGCUCAUAUCUUCAAAGAUAGAAUCCACAGGUCUUCCCUUGGGGAUUAAAACGCUCAACUUUUUCAAAAUGCGUUACAUUGCUGCCUACCUCCUCCUUGUGACUGGUGGAAACGCCAGCCCCUCUGCCGACGAUAUCAAGAAGCUCUUGGGCACCGUCGGUAUUGAGUCUGAUGAUGAGCGAUUGGAGAAGCUCCUCUCGGAGCUCCAGGGCAAGGACAUCAACGAGUUGAUUGCUGAGGGUACCAGCAAGCUUGCUUCUGUCCCCUCUGGUGGUGCUGGUGGUGCUGCCCCCGCUGCUGCUGCUGGCGGUGCUGGCGAUGCUGCUGCCGAGGAGAAGAAGGAGGAGAAGAAGGAGGAGGAGAAGGAAGAGUCAGACGACGACAUGGGCUUUGGUCUCUUCGAUUAAACAUGAUGAUUAUGCUAGAAUACGAAUGUGUAGUGUACAUUAUCAACGAAAAUUGCAGGAUGCAGAUCGA